This is a messenger RNA of Pipistrellus kuhlii (Kuhl's pipistrelle), 4034 nucleotides long. It is a transcript of the gene PITPNM3, whose product is annotated as PITPNM family member 3. Bases 155 to 3043 code for a protein of 962 amino acids. Gene Ontology annotation, biological process: phospholipid transport. Gene Ontology annotation, cellular component: cytoplasm. The transcript is spliced from 20 exons. Lineage: Eukaryota; Metazoa; Chordata; Mammalia; Chiroptera; Vespertilionidae. Gene Ontology annotation, molecular function: phosphatidylcholine binding; phosphatidylinositol transfer activity; phosphatidylinositol binding. The record is from RefSeq and is a predicted model, not a curated record.
CGGCGGCGGCUGCGGUGGCGGCCGCGGAGCGCGCGGGGUGGGGGCGCGGGGCGCGGCGCUCGGAGUCCGCUCGGGCCGGAGGCGGCUCGGAGCCGGGGGCGCAGCCCGGGAGCCGCGAGGAGUCGGGCAGCUCGGCGGAGCCCGCCGCCGGGACAUGGCCCAGGCGGGCCGUGCAGGUGGCCCCACUCCGGGCGGCAGUGCCCCCUGGCACCUUCGAAAUGUCCUCAGCGACUCCGUGGAGAGCUCGGAUGAUGAAUUCUUUGAUGCAAGAGAGGAGGUGGCUGAGGGGAAGAAUGCCAUCCUCAUCGGGAUGAGCCAGUGGAAUUCGAAUGACCUGGUGGAGCAGAUGGAGACCAUGGGCAAACUGGAGGAGCCUCAAGGAGAAGGGAGCGCGCCCUGCACAUCCAGCAUCCUGCAGGAGAAGCAGAGAGAGCUGUACCGGGUGUCCUUGAGAAGACAGAAGUUCCCGGCCCAAGGAAGCAUUGAGAUCCACGAAGACAGUGAGGAAGUCUUCUCACAGCGCUCCUGCAAGACGCAGGUCCUGCUGCUGGUGCUGCACGGGGGCAACGUCCUGGACACGGGCUCGGGGGACCCCUCCUGCAAGGUGGCCGACAUCCACACGUUCAGCUCCGUGCUGGAGAAGGUCACCCGCGCCCACUUCCCCGCGGCCCUGGGCCACAUCCUCAUCAAGUUUGUCCCCUGUCCUGCCAUCUGCUCCGAGGCCAUCUCGCUGGUCUCCAACCUGAAUCCCUGCAGCCAUGAUGAGGGCUGUCUCAGCAACAGCCAGGACCACGUCCCUCUGGCCGUGCUGCCCCUGUUGGCCAUCUCCUCCCCACAGUACCAGGAUGCGGUUGCCACCGUCAUUGAGCAAGCCAACCAGGUCUACGCAGAGUUCCUCAAGUCCCCGGAUGGCAUCGGCUUCAGUGGGCAGGUGUGUCUCAUCGGGGACUGUGUGGGGGGCCUCCUGGCCUUUGACGCCAUCUGCUACAGCGCGGGGCCCUCGGGCGACAGCCCUGGCAGCAGCAGCCGGAAGGGGAGCGUCAGCAGCACCCAGGACACCCCCGGGGUGGAGGAGGAGUGCAGUCUGGCCAGCAGCAAGCGGCUCAGCAAAAGCAGCAUUGACAUCUCCAGCGUGUUGGAGGAUGAGGAGCCCAAGAGGCCGUUGCCACGGAAACAGAGCGAUUCCUCCACCUAUGACUGCGAGGCCAUCACCCAGCAUCAUGCCUUCCUAUCAAGCAUCCACUCGAGCAUGCUGAAGGAUGAGGCCGAGCCCCGGGCGGUCAGCCUGGGCCGCCUGGACUUCGACGUGUCUGACUUCUUCCUCUUCGGCUCGCCCCUCGGCCUGGUCCUGGCCAUGCGGAGGACGGUGCUGCCCGCGCUGGACGGACUCCAGGUGCGUCCGGCCUGCAGCCAAGUCUACAGCUUCUUCCACUGCGCAGACCCCUCCGCCUCACGGCUCGAGCCGCUGCUGGAGCCCAAGUUCCACCUGGUGCCGCCCGUCAGCGUGCCCCGCUACCAGAGGUUCCCGCUGGGCGACGGACAGUCCCUCCUCCUCGCGGAUGCCCUGCACACCCACAGCUCCCUCUUCCUGGAGGGCGGCUCCCAGGGAAGCCCCCCGAUGGUGGACGCCCCCUCCUCGCCCCCUCCCGCCCCGAGGUCCCAGCGCCUGGGGCGGAGGAUGAGCCAGGACAGCUCGCACAGCGAGAGCUCCGCGUCCUCGGACAGCCUGGCACCCGUCGGCACCUCCUGCAUCACAGCCAAGUGGUGGGGUGCCAAGCGCAUCGACUACGCCCUGUACUGCCCUGACGUCCUCACCGCCUUCCCCACCGUGGCGCUGCCCCACCUCUUCCACGCCAGCUACUGGGAGUCCACGGACGUGGUGGCCUUCAUCCUGAGACAGGUGAUGCGCUAUGAGAGUGCGGCCGUCAAGGAGAGCGAUGGCUUGGACCCUGCCACCCUGAGCCCCACGAACCCCCGAGAGAAGUGGCUUCGGAAGCGGACCCAGGUCAAGCUGCGGAACGUCACUGCCAACCACCGGGCCAACGACGUCAUUGCCGCCGAAGACGGCCCCCAGGUCCUGGUGGGGCGGUUCAUGUACGGGCCCCUGGACAUGGUGGCUCUGACGGGAGAGAAGGUAGAUAUCCUGGUGAUGGCAGAGCCGUCCUCGGGCCGUUGGGUGCACCUGGACACGGAGAUCACCAACAGUAGCGGCCGGAUCACGUACAGCGUGCCGAGGCCCCGGCGCCUAGGGGUUGGCGUGUACCCCGUGAAGAUGGUGGUCAGGGGCGACCAGACCUGUGCGACGAGCUACCUCACGGUGCUGCCCCGAGGCAUGGAGUGCGUGGUCUUCAGCAUCGACGGGUCCUUUGCAGCCAGCGUGUCCAUCAUGGGAAGUGACCCCAAGGUCCGGCCGGGGGCAGUGGACGUUGUCCGGCACUGGCAAGACCUGGGCUACAUGAUCCUCUACAUCACGGGGCGGCCGGACAUGCAGAAGCAGCGGGUGGUUUCCUGGCUGUCCCAGCACAACUUCCCGCAGGGCAUGAUCUUCUUCUCCGACGGGCUGGUGCACGACCCGCUGCGGCAGAAGGCCAUCUUCCUCCGCAACCUCGUGCAGGAGUGCUUCAUCAAAAUCAGCGCUGCCUACGGCUCCACGAAGGACAUCUCCGUCUACAGCGUGCUGGGCCUGCCGCCCUCCCAGAUCUUCAUCGUGGGCCGGCCCACCAAGAAGUACCAAACCCAGUGCCAGUUCCUGAGCGAGGGCUACGCCGCCCACCUGGCCGCCCUGGAGACCAGCCACCGCGCGCGGCCCAAGAAGAACAACUCGCGGAUGGCGCUGCGCAAGGGCAGCUUCGGCCUCCAGCCCGACUUCCUCCGCAAGCGCAACCACCUGCGCCGCACCCUGUCCGUGCAGCAGCCGGACCCGCCCGCCAACCCCAAGCCCGAGCGCGCCCAGAGCCAGCCCGAGUCCGACAAGGACCACGAGCGGCCGCUGUCCGCGCUCAGCUGGGCGCGCGGGCCCCCCAAGUUCGAGCCGGUGCCCUGAGGGCGGGCUGUGCGCGGAGACGGGGGCCCUUGGCUGGCGGGCUGCCUGCGGGGGGGGAUGGGAGCGGCCGCCUUCUCCCGGACACAGGCCUUUUCCUGCUUUUUCCCUCCCGUGUCUGUCCAGUCGUGUCCGACCACAGGGGGAGGGAGGGGCCCUACCCGGCCUUGGGGGGCUCCCUAGGCUGCAAGUGGGUGAGGCAGCCGCUGCUGCCUCCCUGGUGCCUGUGGCUCCGGGCCCAGUUCGGGGUUGGUGUCUGUGUAACUGGCUGGGUGCAGGCCUGCCCGGAGCUGGUGUUGGACGGAGUCGACCAUCUUUCUGGGUUCUCUGGGCUUCGAGGUCGUGCAAGGCAGGUCCCGAGGGGAGAAGCCCCAGACCAGGGAUCCGCGGCCUCUUGGCUGUCCCGUGAGAGGCGAGUGAGUGGCAUUGGUGCCUGACAUUCCGAAUCACCAGGUUGGGCCUGGCUCUCCUGCGGCAAAGCGGCCACUUUCUGGGAGAGAGAGGGUGCGCCCUGGGCCAAGCUGUGUUCAGGUGUCUGUCCCCAGCCCUGGGGGAGGGGUCUGGUGCUGCCGGUCCGUCCUGCGGCUGUUCCAGUCCUGCCUUCUGUCCUCAGUGUCUUCAGCACCCUCCCAUGGCCCCAGAGGGCUCCUGUCUCUGGAGGCCCACCCGGUGCCGUCCCCCUGUGAGGCUGCGGCCUGGGGCUCUGGCCCCGCUGGGCUGGCUGUGAGCCCCUGAGCCAGCUACUGGCCCUCUCUGGGCCCUGCCUUCCUUAUGUAAUUGCGGGAUCUCCCCAGCUGAGAUCGAAUGGGGUUCAGUUUUGGCUCCUAGGCUGCCCCGCUUCUGCCCCGCGAGGCUUUCCAGGCCCAGAGGUCCUCCGAGGGCUUAGGGACCUAUGUUGUCCCCACAGUUGGAGAGCGGGACUCGGUGAGGGCAGGAGGGAGCAGCUAUUGCCCCACCACUUCAAAGACGGGGCUGGGGCAAGGGGUCCCAGCUU